Molecule: messenger RNA, 1740 nt
Organism: Ipomoea triloba (trilobed morning glory)
Lineage: Eukaryota; Viridiplantae; Streptophyta; Magnoliopsida; Solanales; Convolvulaceae
Product: protein BRANCHLESS TRICHOME-like
Exons: 1
Coding region: 588-1559 (323 amino acids)
Source: RefSeq, a predicted model, not a curated record
CAGAAUUAUCUGAUUGCUUUGUAUCUUCUCUCUUGUGUUACCUGAAGAUAAUUAAAUGGCUGCUUGGUUGAUAAUUAGGCAUGACAAUCACUUUCUCUUUGCAGCUAUUAUGGCAUGUAGUGGAAGAGACCAUCCAUGUGAAGCAUAGCAGAAUGAUUGGGGGAUUUCUGCCUUCUGGGGACCCAGUGUUCUUACUCUUGCUUGCUGCUACUAGUGAAUAGUGAGGAUAACUAAAUCACAAAAAUAAUUGUUAGUGCAGGAAGAUGGUUUCCAGAUGUUGACCGGUUUCGCCACAUGAGAGGAGAGACAUGUGGACCAAUGCGUAUUGAGAGGAGAAGAUGACUGACUGAGACUGCCUUGGUCAUUAAAUACGAAAGAAAGUUUGCAUUGUCAUUGUAGCUGAGAAGAGCAGCUUGAAGACUGGAGGGGCAAUGUGAUGUGGAAAUUAAAUGGCCAGGGCCCUACUCCGGUUAAAGAAACACAAGCAAAAGCAAAAGUGCAAAACCAAAAAAAAAAAAAAAGAAAUAGAAGAAAGAAGCAAUAGGUGGAAAAGAAAGCUAGGAUAGAGUGCUCCAUUUCUAGAGAAGAUGAUCAAAAGCCAAGAAAGCAAGUGCAUUUCCAGUGAUUCCUUAGCCAUCACUUCCGCUUGCCACACCAGGUGGAAGCUGUAUAAGAACCCAUGCUACCUUAGUAUCAAACAGAUAAACAAGGUUCGGGAAGACUGCAGGAACAGAGAACACAGUCGAUAUCACCUCCACCAACCUGUUUCUGCACGUAAGAUCGCAGCUUCAUUCUGGGAUUUGGCCUUCAUUAGGCCCAUCAUGGAAUCAAUGCUAGAAAAAGCUCGAUUGCAGAUCAUAGGGCUGAAGGCUGAGUUGGAAAAGGAGCACAGCAGACGGAAGAAAGUGGAGUAUAUGAACAAGAAGCUGAUCAAACAGGUGUCUGAGGAGAGGAAAGGGAGGGAAGCAAUGGAGAGGUUAUGUGAACAACUUGCCAAAGAAGUGUCAUCCCAUAAAGCACAGAUAAACGGGUUGAAGAAAGAGAUAGAAGAGGAGAGAAAAAUGCUGCAAAUAGCUGAGGUGCUGAGAGAGGAGAGAGUUCAGAUGAAGCUUGCAGAGGCUAAGUCUUUGCUGGAAGAAAAGAUUUUGGAAUUGAAUACCACCAAGAAGUUACACAUUCAAUCGCCAAUUUCCAUUUCAGAGUCAAAGGUUGAAGAAAGUUCUAGCAAUACUCAGAGAAUUGCAGCGGAUCAUAGUUCCUCGUCCUCCCCCUCCCCUGCCUCUGGAGAACAGACAAAUUCCAUAUCUGGCAGUGACAGCAAUGUUGGUUCUUCUUCCCAACAUAGUACCUUGGCAGUUCAGGGAAAAGCCUCUCCUAAGCCUGAGAAUCCCCAUAUAAAAAGAGGGAAAAAAGGGUUCGUUGAAUUUCCAUUGGUGGUUAAAGCAAUUGGAUGCAAAAGUAGGCAUUUGGGCACAAAGUUGGAGUGUCAAAAGGCACAGCUUGGUACACUUGUGAAACACAAGAGUCCAAUCUCAUCAUGUAGCCUUAUUUGGAGCUAAAAGUUCUGAAAUCCUGUUAUACAUAGAUCCAGUUGAAUUGGGUUUGCGCUAUAAUCCUUCCCCAGAGGAUCAAGCAGUGUUGCAACUACAAGUUUUCUGUUUGAAGAUGUAUACCAAUUAUGUGUAUGUUUUGCGAUUGUGAUUGUUACUCAAUGCUGAAUGAGGUUUGAUUUUGGGAGUA